Molecule: messenger RNA, 1860 nt
Organism: Colias croceus (clouded yellow)
Lineage: Eukaryota; Metazoa; Arthropoda; Insecta; Lepidoptera; Pieridae
Product: synaptic vesicle glycoprotein 2B-like
Exons: 12
Coding region: 216-1787 (523 amino acids)
Biological process (GO): transmembrane transport
Cellular component (GO): membrane
Molecular function (GO): transmembrane transporter activity
Source: RefSeq, a predicted model, not a curated record
CCUAGCCCAGUACUUGUUGAACUGUCGCCAGCUACACACGCCCAAUGCCGCCCAAACGACGGUUUCGGGUCAAACUCAAAUAAUACCUUUAUUUACUUACAAAAAUAAACAAAUGGGAUAAAAAGUUUCUUGCACAGUGACUUGAGUGGCAAACUAUUGUGAUUGUUUUUAGUAAAAUUUCGUGUGAUAUUAGUUUAAGUGACUUUUAGUGUAGAAUGGAGGAACAAGCAGAGAGCAAGGAGAGACUGCAGCGGGCGCCCUUUGAGACCGCCCUGCACCAUGCCGGUUACGGCUGUUUCCAAUGGCUCCUGCUGAUGUCAUGCGGCGCUGUGUACGCGGUGUGCGCGCUCAGCACGACCACGCUCAGCUUCGUGCUGCCGGCGGCGGAGUGCGACUUCAGCCUGUCCUCUAGUGACAAGGGCCGGCUGACCGCCACACCGCUUAUUGGGAUGUGCGUAGGCUCCUACUUUUGGGGUAACCUGGCGGACGCCCGGGGCAGAAAGAAGGCUAUUAUUGGAGCCCUUCUACUGGAUGCUUUAGCGGCAUUUUUAUCCAGUCUUGUACAGACUUUCCCUGCGUUUCUCGCUUGCAGGUUCUUCUCCGGGUUCGGCAUCAUCGGUGCCACGGGGCUGGUGUUCCCGUACUUCGGGGACUUCCUGUCCCUGCGGCAUCGGGAUGUGAUGCUGUGCAGGUUGGAGGUGUUCUGGACAUUUGGGACUAUUCUGUUGCCAGGAAUCGCGUGGCUCAUAAUCCAAGACCCUCGUUUCAACAUCACCGCCGAAGGAGCAGCAUUCCAAUACACAUCGUGGCGAGUAUUCGUGGCAGCGUGUGGGGUUCCCAGCCUGCUGGUGGUGCUGCUGCUGCUGCCGUUCCCCGAGAGCCCGCGCUACCUGCUUCACGCAGACAAAACGGAGCAGGCCCUACAAGUGCUGCAGCGCAUCUUUGUUGUUAACACCAAGCUCACGGAGAGGGAGUUUCCGGUGGAAUCAAUGAUAAGCGCUUGUGAGGACGCAGAAGAAGAAGAAGUAGUAGCAGACACAAAUGGUAAUGAGACCAAAACCCCGCUCACUUGGAGCCAGCGCUGGCAGGCGUUCUGGAGAAGAAAGAAGAUGUUAGUCACACCGCCGUAUAUCGGGCUCUUGGUGUUGUGCUGCUUUGUGGAUUUUGGACUUAUGUUUAGUUAUUACACACUAAUGAUGUGGUUCCCGGACCUCUUCGAGCGGUUCAGCCAGUUCUCGUCUCUGUACCCGGAUAUAUCCGCCGGGGUUUGUGAAGUGUCCGCUAAUGUCACCAGAUCUGAACUAUUGGGCGCGGCGGAGUGCCCGCAGGUGAUCGACGACGCGGUGUACAUCCACACGCUGGUGGUGGCGCUGAGCUGCGCGCCCACCGCGCUCUGGGUCGGCCUCACCAUCAACAUGCUCGGCAAGAAGCUCAUGCUCGUGAUGAUGUUAAUAAGUUCCGGGCUAGCGGCCCUCGGCCUGAACCUCGUGCGUUCGUCGCUCGAGAACCUUCUGCUCUCUUGUGUGUUCGAAGCGAUCGUCAGUUGUACUGAAGCGGUGUUGUUCUGUGUUAUUUGCGAGAUCUUCCCUACUAAAGUUGCCGCGACCGCGAUGGCGGUGACGGUGAUGUGCGGGCGGGUGGGCGCCAUCGCGGGCAACGUGGUGUUCGGCGCGCUCGUCGACCAGCACUGCGUCGUGCCCAUCUACAUGUUCGGCGCGCUGCUCAUCACGAGCGGACUCCUGUGUAUAAUUCUACCAAAGAGCACUCGACCGGAGAGGCCACACUGAUGCUAAUAUAUUUUAUAUUACUAUUGUAUAUUAUUAUUAAUUAAUAUUAUUAAAUUAGCCAUUGUAAGCACCA